Molecule: messenger RNA, 1338 nt
Organism: Colletotrichum lupini
Lineage: Eukaryota; Fungi; Ascomycota; Sordariomycetes; Glomerellales; Glomerellaceae
Exons: 3
Coding region: 1-1338 (445 amino acids)
Source: RefSeq, a predicted model, not a curated record
AUGAGCAGAUCAUCACCUUCAUCAUCCUCACCAUCCGCCAGAUCCGACCUAGUAGAUCGGCCUGCUUGCACCACUGACUCGAGACCCGGUCGACAUCGGACGAGUCCCGUACCACCCGCAUUUAUCGACAACUAUCUGGCUUACCGCAAGAAAGCUUUCAUCAACAUCUUUAUGGAGAAGGUUUGUGAAUGGCUUGACGACAACGUCUAUAACCUCGAAGAGGCCUAUGAACAAGACGGGGACUGUCAGCGUGGCCAAAAAGCUUGCAGUUCAGGAGGUGUCAAGAGGCGUGCUGCUGAAGGGCACCUAGUAGCUGGCCAGAAACGGCAACUCAAGGGUCGUGAUCGAGACGACGAAGGCUCUGACAAUGACGAGAGCAACGAACAGAAGCCCAACAGGAAGCGCACAAAGACGGAUGGGGAUGACAAUCGUCGAAAAUUUGCGUGCCCUUUCUUCAAACACGAUCCCAUCAGAUACAAGAGUCAUCGAACCUGCGUUGGUCCUGGGUGGCAUGAGAUUCACCGGGUCAAGGAGCACCUCUACCGCAAACACCGUCUCUUCGCCUGCACCAGGUGUUUCGAAACCUUUAAGACCGCCAAGUCACUCCAGGAUCACUCGAGGGCGCGUAUAGCUUGCACUGUUCUAGACGAGAAGGAUCGCAAGCCAGACCCAGGUGCAGGAAUAGAUCAAGAGACGGAGAAGCACCUCAGAGCGCGUAGGCAACCCGGUAAGCACGACGCAGACAAACAGGACGAUGUCGGCAAGUGGUACGAAUUAUAUUUUACCCUUUUUCCGGGGACGCGAGACAUGGAAGACACUCCAAGUCCUUGGUAUGACGCUGACUCCAGCUCGAAAGAUUUGGAGUUAUUUAAGUAUCUGCGGCGUGAAUUACCCCAUAUGAUCCGGCGUGAGCUCGAAAGAGAUCUCAAUCGCUCAUUUGAAGGCUACGGGGACGGUCUCAUGAGCCGUCUCUCAGUCUGGAUCCGGAACAGCUCGGCUAGAUGUGUGCAGAUCUUUGAGCACAUACCAUCACCUUCACAAGUGGCGGACCUAGAUGAUCCCGAGACUACGCAAGGAUCUCGGGCGGUAUCGCCGCAGGCGUCCCCCGAUAUCGACUUGCCCGCCGGUGCCGGUGCCGAUGCCAGUUUCAUCGGGAACGCUGGAGAGUGGGAUUUGAGCAAUCUCGAUCUCGAUAUCCCCAGCAUGCUAGACUUUGAUUCGUUCAUCACUCCUAUGGAUUUCCCACCGACAGACUACCAGUGCUACACAGAGGGAGACUCCGCCUACGGUACUGGCAGCGUUGAAGACGCUUCUGGAGCUCGGCAGAGUUGCAUGUGA